Molecule: messenger RNA, 223 nt
Organism: Aplysia californica (California sea hare)
Lineage: Eukaryota; Metazoa; Mollusca; Gastropoda; Aplysiida; Aplysiidae
Product: dmX-like protein 2
Biological process (GO): vacuolar acidification
Cellular component (GO): RAVE complex
Molecular function (GO): protein binding
Source: RefSeq, a predicted model, not a curated record
UGCUGUGUCAGCGACACGGAGGGCAGCAUCUGUCUGUGGCAGGUGGGCCUCGGCAGCAGCUUCAACAAGCCCAUCAUGAGUUUGCAGUGCCACAACAGAACCACCAGUGACUUCCAGUUUGUGGGCUCCUCCAGCCUCAUCGCCACAGCCGGCCAGUCGUCGGAGCUCAAGAACGUCUGCCUCUGGGACACUCUGCUGCCCACUCGCAGCUCUUUGGUCCACG